AUGUUUUCGACUUUCCUGUCCAUGGCUCGUGAAGAUCUGAUCAUCAGUUGCUGGCGAGCCUCGCCUUCUCUCUGCGAUAGCUUGUGGCCGAUCAAUGCGGCAGACGCGCGUACAGCGCAUCAUCCAGCGAUACAAGACAUUCUUCAAACUCUUCAUCUGGAAGAGAAGAAUCUUGUAUUUCAACAACAGUGGCCGAUGAGAUCACCGUACUUUACAAAGCUUUUUCCAUCAGCACACGAAUAUCACCAACGACUUCCAAACGAUGUAACCCUACCUUGGAUAGAACUCGAGGUUCGGGAAAAAUGGAAUACACGCCAACGAACCUUCGUACGGAGGAUCAAGAUUCACCAAGAUCACCAUGCGCUAGGUAUAUCAGAAGACGAUUUUGCACUGAAAGUCUUCGAAAAGGGGAAAAAUUUGAGAUUGGCUGCAGAAAGAUUCAGAAGUGAGAUCGCAUCAAAUCAAAAAGUGACACACCCAAACGUCGCUCCGUUUUUGACGGCAUUCGAACAUAGAGACUCCUUCUAUAUCGUGUUGCCAUGGGCACAAGGAGGGAAUCUGCGACACUUCUGGGACGAUCAUCUCCCCAAUGGCAAUCAAGAGGGCCCUUCUGCGCCGUGGUUCUCGAUGAAUUGGAUGGCAGACCAAUGCUACAACCUAGCUGAUGCCAUUGCCACCAUACACGGCCAUCGCUCUGAGUUGGGAGGGUUUGCUUUGCAACCUCAGUUGCACCAAGAUAUCAAACCCAAGAACAUUAUCUGCUUCGCUAGCUCGGUUGGUGGCAAGGCAUCCUGGGUACUCAAGAUAAUCGAUUUCGGAUUAUCGGCGCCGGUUGUGAAUGGCUGUGUGCCACGAAAGAACAUCGUCGAAAUCAAAACCUAUCGACCACCCGAAGAAGCAUACCCACAGUCAGUCAUAGACACCUCUUGGGACGUAUGGUGCCUGGGAUGUCUGUAUCUUGAGUUCGCUAUCUGGGCUCUCAAUGGAUCAGCUGAAAUAGUUAACUUCCAGGCCGAGCGCUUGAAGGAACUACAUGACACAGACGAUGAACAUGAAUUCCCUCCCGUCUUAGAGGAUACGUUUUUCUCCAUGCGCAGAGUUGAAUUCGUUCCGCAAAACAUGCGGGCCAUCUCUGUCGUCGAAUCUCCAAAGAUGGUUCCAGUACUUAAAGAAUCAGUCACAUCAGUAAGCACGGCUCUAAAGUCCAGUCCGACAGUCCAGUCCGACGCUUCCAUUUCAAUGUCAAGAAAACAAGCUAAUCAUUGCUCACAGCGAUUCCGUGCUCUUCUCAAUAACUCUAUGUGCACGAAAUUUCUCACUGGGCUGCUUGAGUACACGGAAUCUAGAAUGAUCAUUACGAAUAGCGGUAGUCGAGCUACGUCAGCCGAAACCAGGGAAUGCUUGGCAGAAUACACGUCCGCCAAAAAUGGAUAA
Messenger RNA from Colletotrichum costaricense, 1434 nucleotides. RefSeq names its product serine/threonine protein kinase. NCBI's taxonomy places the organism in Eukaryota, Fungi, Ascomycota, Sordariomycetes, Glomerellales, Glomerellaceae. Gene Ontology annotation, biological process: peptidyl-threonine phosphorylation; peptidyl-serine phosphorylation. Bases 1 to 1434 code for a protein of 477 amino acids. The record is from RefSeq and is a predicted model, not a curated record. Gene Ontology annotation, molecular function: protein serine/threonine kinase activity; ATP binding. The transcript has 2 exons.